Molecule: messenger RNA, 1343 nt
Organism: Mugil cephalus (flathead mullet)
Lineage: Eukaryota; Metazoa; Chordata; Actinopteri; Mugiliformes; Mugilidae
Product: Ras-related and estrogen-regulated growth inhibitor-like protein
Exons: 4
Coding region: 81-686 (201 amino acids)
Molecular function (GO): GTPase activity; GTP binding
Source: RefSeq, a predicted model, not a curated record
CAGCCUGGAGCUGGGGCACAACUGCAGCUCGUUGCGACUCACAUGGAGCUCGGAGGGCCGACACAGCUGCUUCACUGAGAAUGGAUGCCAACAUUGUUGUCAUGGGGACGGAGAGUGUUGGGAAAUCAGCGUUGACUGUGCGCCUCUUAACUCGGAGAUUCAUUGGGGAGUAUGGAGAUAUUGAAUCCAUCUAUAGUCACAAUUUUAUAUUAGACGGAAGGGAGAUCACUCUAAAUAUUUGGGAUUCACCUCAUUCUGAGAACUUGUCUGUGAAGUCGUCGCUCUUCGAGAAGAAGGUCCGGUGGGCGGACGGCUACGUCCUGGUCUACAGCAUCUGCGACAGGGCCAGUUUCAACAGCGUCUGCAGACUCGUUCAGACCAUCAAGUCCACCAGAGACUACCUAAGCGCAGACAAAACACCCAUAGUGAUAGUGGGCAACAAGAGGGACUUGCACCACAGGCGGACAGUGCUGAGCGAGGAGGGCCGUCUGCUGGCUCUCAACACGGACUGCCACUUCUACGAGGUGUCGGCCGCUGAGAACUACCACAGCGUGCUCAUGGUGUUUCACGGCCUAGUGGACAGGAUGAAGGACGCCAAGCUGACAUCGAAGAGACCUCUGGGGUUCAAGGGCAUUGUGAAAAGCAUGUCUGCAGUGUUUGCCAGGAGACGGACAGACUCCUUAUAGUGCAGCCGUCACAGACUAGGAAGGAGGGUUGUGUUGUGUUCAAAUGCCUGGAGGGGUACUUCAGUCUGUCUCUGAAAUCCCUGAGCCAAAAGGUCCAACACAGAGACGGGAGCUACUUUUACUCUGAAGAGAAUCAAGACUUCAAAGAAGGAAAAGCCAUGAAGCUUCAGGAAACAUGGACACAAAACAAUGUCUCAGACAUUUCAUGCACGUUUCAUGCACUUCAAGUUAAAAUUACACAAAGUAAUUUCCUUCCUUAUACGUGUAAAUACUACAGUGUAAAACAAUGUAUGCAUUAUGUUUAAGCUGUGUACAUUUGUCAUGUUUCACCAGGCUUGGAAAGACUUCUAUGCACAACAUAAAUGUGCCUUUAUUUAUCGCGCAUAUGCCAAAGAUCAGACGUCUCACGAUGGACCAAAGCUCUUAAAACCACAAGUGAGACUUGUAAAUUGUGGAAAAUGUGACCACAAAGUGUCCUACUAAAUCCUCUAAAGUGAAACAAAAGCAUUUAUAUUUAUUCUGGAGUCUAAACACUGUAAAACAAAAGCAAGGGUUUUGUAUAUUUAUGAGCUCUCCUUGACUUUGGGUCUGAACUGUUCUGUUUGUAUGAAGUUUUACAGGUUUCAAGGUUUUAAAUAAAGCAGGUGCAGAAAUUCA